GGAGAAAUUAGGGAAACUGAGAUAAACUAGUAAAACUACCGAACAACAGCACAUCCACUUUCUCUGUCUUCCGUUCUCUUUCAACCGUACUUCUCUUUCUCUCUUCUCCAUUGAAGCGGCUUUAAAUGGGUGAAUCAAUUCAAGGGAGUAUUCUAAGCAGGAUGGAUACGAGGGUUCGUUCAGAGCUCAUGGAUAAUGUGAUUUACCUGUUGGCUACUGUUAUGCUAAUAUUGGGUUUUACAGCCCAGUUCUCAUCUCAGCAGACAUCUGGACUUAUACUUGUUGCGGCUGGAUUUUUCUUCAUCACAAUUGUCAAUUUACGUGGUUUCAUACUUCGCCUUCAAGGAAAGAUUGAGUUUGAUAUGUUUGUUGGUAGUCUUCAAUGUUUUGGUUCGCUUUUGUCCUUCUUAAGCAUCCUCUCCAUUAUCAUUCAGGCUAAAAUUGUAUUCAUAUGGUUGGGCAUAGUCGGAAGUUUUUUUGAUGUUCAUUGGAGGAUUAUUGAAUGUUCUAAAGGUUUACAAGAUGCAAUCUAAUGAAUUGUCAGAAGCCACAAAAAUAUGUGAACCAACAAGCCCUCUUAAAGCUUCGCUUAUGGGUAAGGUUUAAUAAUGGAGACUUAAUAUUAGCUUAGUUUAUUGGUGUAAUUAUAGAAAGUAAUGUAAAUGACAGUAUGACAUUUUCAUGUUUAUGAGUAUGUUGAUGAGUUGUUAAAUACUAUGUAAUUGGUUUUUUAUGUUAGUUCCUAGUACUCUCUAGAGUUUUCUUAUAAGUAUUGUACUCUGAUAAUGAGAAAUUUAUUUAUAGUUUUUUCAAGUAUUACCAAUUUACCAUA
Chenopodium quinoa (quinoa) is the source of this 832-nucleotide messenger RNA. RefSeq lists its product as uncharacterized. The coding region runs from base 126 to 533 and encodes 135 amino acids. The transcript has 3 exons. NCBI's taxonomy places the organism in Eukaryota, Viridiplantae, Streptophyta, Magnoliopsida, Caryophyllales, Amaranthaceae. The record is from RefSeq and is a predicted model, not a curated record.